GUAUGGUUUGUUACAAGAUCCUCAAACACAACAACUAGCUUAUGAGUACUACAGCAAAGCUAAAGAAAAUCGAGAAUUUAGACCAGAAAAACCAACUCUAAAGCUUCUCAUCAGAUUAUGGAAGCUUAUAACAAAAUUGGUGAUACAGAGAAAGUAGUUAGCUUGUUUCAUGAAUUUGAAGGUAGAAAAUUAGAUGCAACACCAUUUUUUACCAACAUUUAUAGACUUGUAUGCGAUUCGUUAGGGAAAUGUGGUCGUGCUUUUGAAGCUCUUAAAAUCUUCAGAGAUAUGACAAGGAAAGGUAUUUCUGAGGACUCUUGUAUAUACGCUUCUUUGAUAUGUUCUUUUGCAAGCAUUCGAGAAGUGAAGAUAGCGGAAGAGCUAUUCAAAGAAGCAGAAGAGAAGAGAGUGUUGAGGGAUCCAGAAGUGUUUUUAAAGGUUGUAUUGAUGUAUGUUGAACAAGGUUCAAUGGAAAAGACUCUUGACAUUGUUGUGUCAAUGAAGAAAGCAAAAUUGAAGGUUUCUGAUUGUAUAUUAUGUGCAAUUGUGAAUGGCUUCUGUAAAAAAAGAGGAUAUUGGGCUGCCAUUAAGGUUUAUGAACAACUCAUCUCACAAGGGUGCAGUCCAGGGCAAGUGACAUAUGCUUCAAUCAUAAAUGCAUAUUGCCGAAUUGGGUUGUAUUCAAAAGCAGAAAUGGUGUUCUCAGAAAUGCAAGAAAAGGGUUUUGAUAAAUGUGUUGUUGCAUAUUCAAGCAUAGUAGCAAUGUAUGGGAAAACAGGAAGAAUAAGAGAUGCAAUGAGGCUUGUAGCCAAAAUGAAAGCAAAGGGUUGUGAGCCAAAUGUGUGGAUAUACAAUUCUCUAAUGGACAUGCAUGGAAGGGCUAAGAAUUUGAGGCAAGUGGAGAAAUUAUGGAAGGAAAUGAAGAGAAGAAAAGUUGCAGCUGAUAAGGUGAGUUACACAAGUGUGAUAAGUGCAUACAAUAAGGCAAGAGAAUUUGAGAAAUGUGUGAAUUUUUACAAUGAGUAUAGGAUGAAUGGUGGGGUGAUUGAUAGGGCAAUGGGUGGGAUAAUGGUUGGUGUUUUCUCUAAACUCAGUAGGAUUGAAGAAUUGGUGAAACUUUUAAGGGAUAUGAAAUCUGAAGGAACAAGACUUGACGAGAGGCUUUACCAUUCAGCUUUGAAUGCUUUGAGGGAUGCUGGACUUCAAAUGCAAGUCCAAUGGCUGCAACAAAACUUUGAGGGGACUUAGCUACCCUAC
Molecule: messenger RNA, 1257 nt
Organism: Pistacia vera
Lineage: Eukaryota; Viridiplantae; Streptophyta; Magnoliopsida; Sapindales; Anacardiaceae
Product: pentatricopeptide repeat-containing protein At5g13770, chloroplastic-like
Exons: 2
Coding region: 118-1248 (376 amino acids)
Molecular function (GO): protein binding
Source: RefSeq, a predicted model, not a curated record